Messenger RNA from Chlorella variabilis, 723 nucleotides. RefSeq lists its product as hypothetical. The transcript has 2 exons. The record is from RefSeq and is a predicted model, not a curated record. Lineage: Eukaryota; Viridiplantae; Chlorophyta; Trebouxiophyceae; Chlorellales; Chlorellaceae. Bases 1 to 723 code for a protein of 240 amino acids.
AUGCUGGCCGACGCAGAAGGGUUGACGGCCACCAACCGGCGCAUGAUGCCCACCGUCGGCUGCGAGGCUGACGCCAUUGCAUACACCCAGGCUGCCUGCAAGCUGUUCCAGUCUUCAACCGAUACGGGCGCUGCCACGGUGGCGCCCGACGGCAGCUAUAGCCAGGGGCCCCACGACAUCUCGGCCGCCGACUGCACCAAGGCCGCGCUGGAGCAGUGCCUGGUGGUGGAGCCGCGGCGGCGCCGCCUGCGGGUGGUGCACAACCUGCGGCGCACGGGCGGCGAGGGGCGCUGGGUGCUGGACAGCGUGGAAGUGCACAACGAGCGGUACGACUCGCCAUACCGCGGCAAGGUGGAGCUGUCGGGGUGUGGCGGCGGCAUGAAGGCGUUUGCCGGCGACCAGCGCCUGGCGGCAGAGGCGGUGCAGGGCAGCUGGGAGGCCAGCGGGGUGCGGUACAGCGUGGACGGAGAUGCCAGCGGGCAGUGCAGCCGCGAGGCGGUGAGCGGCGAGGGCUGGUCAGCAGAGGACGUGGUGGCGACGGGCCUGCUGCUGCACCCGCUUCAGGCCUGGAGCGCCUGCGACAUCCGCGGGGAGGAUGUCACCGUCACUGCUGGCGUGCUGCUGGAUGAGGGCGGCAGCAGCAUGGCGGUGGCCACCCGGCGGCUGGUGGCGGGGCGCUUGGUGGCAGCGGAGCUGCUGACGCUCACACGGAAGGCGGCCUGA